AUGCAUAUGGAUGAGCACUUGGAGAUAUCAGCUUUUAAACCGGAAACUGUGCUCUCAGGGCACAAAUUAAGCCAUGAAGAAUGCAGACAGAGAGCAACUAAUAUGCACAACAUGCAUUCUCAGAAAACUGCCAAAGUGACUCUAACCAAUCCUGUAGAACAAGUGGCCUACCUCAUAGUAUUCCAUGUCAUCUUUGUGCUCUUUGUGUGGACAUACUGGAAGUCUGUUUUUACUCUUCCGCUGCAGCCAGAUAAAAAGUUCCAUAUGUCCUAUGCUGACAAAGAGCGCUAUGAAAAUGAAGAGAGACCGGAGGUGCAGAGGCAGAUUCUUGUCGAAAUUGCAAGGAAGUUGCCAGUGUACACAAGAACGGGGAAUGGAGCUAUUCGAUUCUGUGAUAGAUGCCAGCUAAUCAAGCCUGACCGUUGUCACCACUGUUCUGUUUGUGCUAUGUGUGUGUUAAAAAUGGAUCAUCAUUGCCCAUGGGUGAAUAACUGCGUUGGAUUUUCUAACUACAAAUUCUUUCUACUGUUUUUAAUGUAUUCUUUGUUGUAUUGCAUGUAUAUUGCUGCAACAGUCUUCAAGUAUGUCAUCAAGUAUUGGACAGACGAAUUGACCAAUGGACGUUCCAAGUUCCAUGUGCUUUUCCUUCUUUUUGUGGCACUCAUGUUCUUUCUAAGCCUGAUGUUUCUCUUUGGCUACCACUGUUGGCUCGUCAGUAGAAAUAGGUCUACUUUGGAGGCAUUCUCAGCUCCAGUGUUUCAAAAUGGCCCAGAUAAAAAUGGAUUUAAUCUGGGCUUCGUAAAGAAUCUUCAGCAAGUGUUUGGAGAGGAAAAGAAACUGUGGUUACUACCUAUUGUAUCCAGCAAGGGUGAUGGACAUUCCUUCCCUAUGAGAACAUUGUGUGAAGCUCAGAAUCCACUGCUAGCAAAUGAAGAGCAGUGGGGAGAUGAUGGAUUAGAUGAAGAGAACCAUGGUUACCAUGAAGGUUCAUCUCUUGCCAUAGAAAUGGAGACAUAGCGGUUUGCAAAUCUGAUGGUACAAAACUCACUCAGACAGCUUCCUUCUCAGGAACCAGCAUCUUCUCUUUGCACAGACUUCAGAAUUGAAGGUCAGGAAGCAAAUGGAUCUUCAGGAUAAGAAAACAUCAUGAAAUAUUAUCUGAUUGGAAUCCUAGACUGAUUGUCCAGAAUACCUGCUGGGCAGAUCUUUCGGGGCUUUACAAGUUCAGGGCGUUUUAAAGUUAAUGUCUGAGUGGAGCAGUUUCAUAGAGAGUGGGCCAGGGAAGACUGGCCUGGAUCAUUCCCUUUUAAUAGAUACAAUUAUAUAUAGAUAUAUAUUAUCUGUAAUAGGUGAAAAGUGUUGGUGUAAAUGCAUUUCCACAGUCCUUUCCAUUGCUUCAAACAUCAGGCACUCUAAAUCUCAAAAUACGUCAAGCCUUUAUAUUCCCAGGCAGGCUGUUUAUCUUGGGCCUGAUUCUUCAGCCUUUACUCACGGUGAGUAAAAUUUACACAUAAAUCAACAGAAUUUCUUGAGUAAAUACUACUCAAUGUGAGUCAGGUUUGCCAAAUCAGGGCCUAAAUUGGAAGAGCCCUUUGUGUGUAUGUGCAGUGUAUAUUUAGAUAACCUGCAUAUACAUUUGCAACUGUACAUGUGCAUAAAAUACCUGCUCAUGCUGGCAGAAGCAAGGUUAAGGAAUAUGCCAAGACCACUGAUGCUUUUGUCUAGAAAUGCAUCAUCCUCAGUAGGAUUUUGAGGUUUACUGGCCUUCAAGCACAAUCCUGUAGCAGGUACUCAAAUGUUAAAGGGAAUUUUAGACAAUAUAAUGACUUCAUUUAAUUCCUAGGCCUAAAGUAUGGGAAUCUAACAAUCACACAGAGCACAUUCUUCUUCCCUCUCCCACCAGGAUCCGUGUUUUACAAAGGUUUUUAAUCAUUGUUUUCAGUUCCAUAAGCAUUGAUCUAGAAGCAGGUAAAUUGGAAACUUGCAUUGAAUGUAUGGCUCCAGCGGCUGUGAUUGGAGCCCAGCCUCAACAAAGAUGGUUUUAGCCCCAUAAUGCUGGACACAGCAGCUGAUGUAUUAUAUUAGCUCAAACUUGUGCCCGAUUAAAUGUAUUGACUGGUGCUGUAAAGAUUUUUCAAUACCAAGCUGUGGUCAAAUUUUCCAGUUACUUUGCAUUCCUUUGACUGCACAUCAUUGUUCCAGAUUUUUUUAAACUAGUUUUGCAAUCAAGAAUUUUAUACUAGGUAAUGGAAUUUGGAGUUUGGUUUGUAGAUGUUAUGCAGUUCUUAGGUCUAGGUCUUAAUUUUCUCUUUCCACCUGUAAGAUUCAGGCUUGGCAGCUCCAUCAUCAUCCAUGCUGGAAAUUAGAUGCGUGUUUCCUAAUAGUAAUGUCUGGGACAAUACUAAUAUUAGUCCUUAAGCAUAGGUCAUAAGGUCAGUCAUUAUGCUCACUAUAUACCAUUUUAGAUACAGCUUUUAAUUUAGUAUCAGUCUUUACUUUCCUGUUGACAGUCCCUGAAACAGCAAGUGUGGAUGUGAUGAGAAACUGCUUGAUAAAUGUUCAGUGACAAAGGCCUUGUCUACAAAAUAGACUUUUUUCCCCCUGAGAUUUCUCUCUUGCUUCUAUGAGAGGAGGAUAUACCAGUAGUAGCAGCAGCUGGAAAUUGUAGGGGAAAGAACCUGGUGUACAUAACACCUCCUCCUCCCACCUUCUGUCACAGAUAUAAAUCACUGCUUUUGGGAGAGAUGUCUUUCAUCUCUGUAUUUAAAUCCUGGAGCUGGUAAUCGAACUCUUGCUUUCAGCAGCAACAUAUUUUACAAACAUCCAAUUAACUCCUAGAAGCUGGGGUAGGUGGGACUGCAGAGCACGUCCAUAUCUUAGCGUAGGUUCUCUACUCAUCUCUUUUUUGAAUGUGUUAGCUAAUUAAUUUGUACAUUGUACAGAUGGGACCUCGGACACCUCUUUUGGUGGCUGUUCUGUUAUCAGGUGGCUCUUGAAAAUUUUUUUAUCAAAUCUAAAUCUGCCUUUCUUUAGUUUAAGCCCAUUACUGCUUUUAAUACACCCAUAGUCAACUUCUGUAAAGGCUUGCUCCUUUCAUUACAUUAUUUUCAGUGAAAUAUUAAGGAAAGAUAGCUGUGAAAUCAAAGCAAUUGCCUAAUCUCAUGCAAAAUGUGUAUAAAGUGAGAUUUUCAAAGGGAGAAAUGCAGUUAAGUGUCUAACUCCCAUUGAAAAUCAAUGGGAGUUAGGUAUCUAACUGCUGUUUAUGCCUUUAAAAAUCUUCCCCUAAAUCACUACUAACUCUUUAAAAUGCCCUAUGUGUAAAAAUGUGAAGAUAAGGAUUGAAGCAGGAAGCUGGCAUAUUGUCUGUAAGCUUGAUUGUAUCCUUCAGGGCAGGAAGAACAGCGCUGUAGCCAGAGCCACAUGGAACUCCUGGAGUUUUUUAAGUAGGUUCUUAUAUCUCUUGUUUUGUUUUUCUGUUUACAGCCAUCUAAUUGUAUCGUUUCUUGCCAAAGCUAGCUGUACAGUGAUAGCAGGAGAGUAUCUAGAAGGAGCUAUAGAAGCUGCUUCUGUUUGCUCACUGGUUGCAGUUCUGACCUCCUUCUUUGGGUAGACCACAUCAAGCUGCAUUUCCUGUUGCAAUUAUCACUAAAAUGGCAGGCCAUCAGUGUUUAUACAGCCGUCCAAUUCAUAACGGGACAGUCUGAAGUAAGUUCAGGUCUUUUGAAAUACUGUUUUGAAAUGUCCAUGCUUAAUUUACAUAUUCUAAUUAAAAAAGCUAUUCUGUAGCCAGGUAAGGCUACAGGUCUCCUUUUUAAGGUAACUUGGCAACUAUCUCCUGUCCAAAAAGAAACUACCAGUUUCUUAGUGGUUCAAAAUGCACUUUAAAAAAAUCAGUACCUAACAUUCACAGUCAUCAAUUUUUACAAGGCUCAAAACUAAAUAUGCUUAGAGAAUAAAAUAAAUGCUGAAGCUCAAUCAAAGUGAAGCAUGACAAAUAUAGUACAGAGCAGGAGUGUCUGAGUGACAAAAUAAACCAGUUUUCAAAAUAAACCUGUUUGCUUUUAGAAGAAAUGAUCAUACUGUGAUUGCAGAUCUAACUUGUGGAUGCUGCAGUCCAAGAAAGAAUCUGAGUACAGAAAACUAUUGAACGUAAUUAUGCCCCAAAAUGAAGAGAUACAGUGUGCCUUUAUUUCUUUCCCUAGAGAUAUUCUGCAGCUGCCUUCUUCAAGGCUGCAUGUAGAUGAAUAACCAGGUCCUUUGGGGAAGCCUAGCACCUCAUAAAAUAUUUCUACUUUAGUUUCCCUGCUUUGAUGGUGUAUCGUGCAUGACUACAGCCCUACUCCUAAGGUCACAGAUGAUGACAUACUAAGAAGCAGAACACUUUCAGUCAGUAUUUUUCACCAUUUAAAAGGAUUCUGUCAGCUUGAAAUCUAGUCACCAUAAAAAUUGAGUUAAAUAGUUUCGACAGUACCUGUGAUUUUGUUGUGGUUUUACAGUCAGUUUCCUAUUUAUUUUUUAAAGUGUUUUUUCUCCCUUCCUUCCCUGUUGCUGUAGGAAAGUUGUGCACAAACAUCAGGGGAAAUGCACUAUGCACACAAUGCUAUGAAAAGCACUAAGUAAAUGCACUGAAAAAACAGAAUGUUUCUCUAAUCAUUGUUAUAGGUGACAAAAGGUAAAAUAUUCAGCCGGAAGUGUGAUUUUUAACGUUAUUAUAACCCUUUUAAAUUUAAGGGUGCAUUUUCUCUUCCACUGGUGCUAUUUGCUGGGCAUAUUUUUAAUGCUGCAUCACAGAAAGAUGUUUAAGUCCUAUGAUAUCAUCAGGAUCCAGUUCUCUCUGUUCUUGCCAAGGAAAAGAAUAGGCUUCACAGCUGUAAACUGAAUCCCAGAAAACAGGAGUUAAAGCUCUGUUAAACUUUUGGAGCACAAUGCUUCUAGCAGGUCCCACUGUUUAUUUUUAAAUGGUGUGAAUGCAAUACUCCUGAAAGAUGCCAGAUUGAUAGCCCUGCACAGUGUACUGUUUAGCCACAAACUGGGCACAUCAAUACAAGCUUUCCCUGAAGGGAACACCUCUAGGGCUAAUAUAGCUGGCAGUCUGCUUUGAGAAAUGAAGGCUUGAAUGGACAGAGAGAGGCAAGUUGCCAGUUAGUGCUCUCUGUGGUGGCUUUUUGUGCUUUGGAUGUGGGAACUGGAUUGAAAUCACUAAAUUCAAUUUAUGUAAUUCACCAAACAGCCAUCGGAGAGUAAUUUUUAGUCACAACCAACCUGGACUGAAUUCAAACCAGAGACCUAACGUCUCUUUGGAAACACUAAACAUUAAUUUAGAUCGAAGUCUAAAAACCUGGGUAUUGAACCCUCCGCAUGCAAAGCACGUUCCCCUGUGCCCUCUGCCCCAGAUCCAUUUUAUACUGAUCGUGGUGUUCACAUCAGAUAAGAAACAUGCAUUUGUCCUAUCCUCCUCUUCCUCUCCCCCCCCUCCCCCCCAUGACCGUGAGUACU
Molecule: messenger RNA, 5496 nt
Organism: Terrapene triunguis (Three-toed box turtle)
Lineage: Eukaryota; Metazoa; Chordata; Testudines; Emydidae
Gene: ZDHHC15
Product: zinc finger DHHC-type containing 15
Exons: 12
Coding region: 1-1017 (338 amino acids)
Biological process (GO): synaptic vesicle maturation; protein targeting to membrane; peptidyl-L-cysteine S-palmitoylation
Cellular component (GO): Golgi apparatus; endoplasmic reticulum
Molecular function (GO): protein-cysteine S-palmitoyltransferase activity
Source: RefSeq, a predicted model, not a curated record